AUGCCAAUGUUUAGGAAGACAAAACCACAAGGUUACCAAGAACCCAACAAAUACACAGACCCAAAUGAAGAAAUCAACAACAAUGAGCACCACCAAACCCCAAAGGUUUCAGUCUAUGAACAAACAAGAGAAGAAAGAAUCAGAGAAAACCUUGAAAGAAUGCAAAAACUUGGUCUCACGGACCUUUCUCUCAAGCUCAAGGCUUGCACUACCCGUCCUAAAAGAACCCCAAGGACAAACCCUUCCUCAACAAAACACCCCACUCCCUUACUGCCACCUGGGCCUCUUCGCCGUUCCUCUAGGUUGCAAAAUUCAACUCCAGUUAGCUACUCAGAAGCGGCAUUGACAAAGAACAAUGGAUUAUUAGAGGAUGAAAGCAUAAGGCAAGAGGUGGGAUCAAAGCCAGAGGUAUACUCUGAAGAGCAUGAGAAGCUGUUAGGCAACACCAAGAGGAGCUGGACACUUUUUGUGGAUGGGUGUGGGAAAGAUGGAAAGCGAAUUUAUGAUCAGAUUAACGGAAAGACUUGCCAUCAAUGCAGGGAUUGCUGCCUAAUUGACGAAAGAAAUGAUAGUAUAUUUAGUGAUCAAUCUUAUAGUUGGGGCGGUGGUGCUGGUGAUACUAGUAAUUACAAGGCUGGCAGUUGCCAAAAUGCCAGGAAAUGGAAUACCUGGCAGAAAACUCUUGGUUAUCGUACUCACUGCAGCGAAUGCAAGAUGGUCCAGGGACAGUUCUGUGGAGAUUGUUUGUACAUGAGAUAUGGGGAGCAUGUACUUGAGGCCUUAGAAAGUCCGAAUUGGAUAUGCCCUGUCUGUCGUGGAAUUUGCAAUUGCAGUUUCUGCCGACAAGCAAAAGGGUGGCAUCCCACUGGCACUCUUUAUAGGAAGAUAUCAAGUUUGGGCUACAAGUCAGUUGCACACUAUCUCAUCCAAACCAGGCGCUCACAAAACACUGCCAAUGAAGCUUCUGUGAAAAGGUCACUGCCCUUUUCUGACAUGGAAGCAAUGCCCGAGGAAUCUCCACAGUUGAUUGAUAAAACAGCUGAGCAAUUAGAGCAUCAAACUGGAGACAAAAUACUUGAUGAGUUCCAGAGCAAUGAAUGGAAUAAAACAUCAAGCAGCAGGAAUCUGGCUAAUGACGGUCAGACAAAAAGGUCAUUGACUUUUUCAGGCAGUGAAGUGAAGCCUGAGAAUGCGGAAUCUGCAAAGGUCAACCAUGAGUUUCAUGACAACCUUGGUUUAUCAAAGCCUCAAUGUGAAGAAAUCAAUGAUGAUUUCGAAAAAGAGAAGCACAUGCAAAGCAAUGGAAAUCGUGUUGCAUCCUGUCCAACAGACAGGCCAUUGACAUUAACUGGAAGUGAAGCAAGGUCCAAGAAUGUAGAAUCUGCUGGGACUCAUGAGAUUCUUGGCGAUCUUGAAUUAUCAAUUCCAAAAUUUGAAGACAAGUGUGAAAAUGAGUUUAAAAGUGGGGAAGAGAAGAAGGAAUUGCACUCUACUGUUAAAGAGAAUGUUGAAGGCAAUAUUCCAUCAGAAAGUUGCCUGAAACGUAAAAGGAAACAAGCAUCUGCUGUCAAUCCAAGUCCAGAUAGUAUUGCUGCAAGAUUAAGUCAGAGACAUUGGAAGAGUAAUGGCCAAGAUGAUGCAGAAUUCAUGGGGCUGAAUGAACCAGCUGUAAAAUCGACAUUGUCAAACCAAAACGUGGUGGAAGAAAAUGAAAUGCAUGUUGAGGAUGAUAAACAUGUUGAUGCCACUGUUGUAUGGGAGAGCAGUGCAAAGCUCAGGAGGCGUGCUCAUGCUGCUGAACCAAGCCCAGAUAGUAUUGGUGCAAGAUUAAGACAGAGGCGUAGAAUGGGCAGAGGCCAUGAAAAUGAGAAUUUGCUGGGGCUAAAUGAGACAAGUUCGGAUAUUCAGGAGGCUCUUCUUGAGAAGUAG
Messenger RNA from Dovyalis caffra, 1929 nucleotides. The record is from the annotation of a GenBank genome assembly. NCBI's taxonomy places the organism in Eukaryota, Viridiplantae, Streptophyta, Magnoliopsida, Malpighiales, Salicaceae.